Messenger RNA from Parathielavia appendiculata, 3686 nucleotides. RefSeq lists its product as uncharacterized. Gene Ontology annotation, cellular component: RNA polymerase I core factor complex. Bases 244 to 3441 code for a protein of 1065 amino acids. Gene Ontology annotation, molecular function: RNA polymerase I transcription regulatory region sequence-specific DNA binding; RNA polymerase I general transcription initiation factor binding. Gene Ontology annotation, biological process: nucleolar large rRNA transcription by RNA polymerase I. The transcript has 3 exons. The record is from RefSeq and is a predicted model, not a curated record. NCBI's taxonomy places the organism in Eukaryota, Fungi, Ascomycota, Sordariomycetes, Sordariales, Chaetomiaceae.
UCAUCUCCCACAUUUCACAACUGACAAACGGACACUAAUACUUGCGAUUCUAGCCAGACGCACGACAUUUGCAGUGUCUGCCUCCAUCGUCACGCUCAAAUUGCUGUCAAUGCUGCGAGCUUUGUUCUUAUUACAGCCGACAGUCGCAUCUGAUUCCUCUCAACAUCGACGCUGCUGUUCCCAGAAGUAGAAGAAUGAUCCCGAGAGCUUCAUUUCUCUGGCCACCCAUUCCCAUUAAUCCAAAUGGAUGACGGACGACAUGCAGUCAAACCCUCCACUAGGGCUAAUCUUCGACGCGUGGCGGCGGACGGCAUCAUCGGACGCUUGACAUACACCCCAGCCCAGGGUGAUGAGGCCAUCGGCCAGAUCCAGAGGAACAGGGCCAGGGAUGAGGCCCCUCGGUUCAAGCAAGUGGCACCCUUCACGCAAUGGUGUGCGCCUGCCAGGAACCCAGCAUACCAGCCCAGUGACAAGCGCCCUUUCCAGCUGUCGAGAUCCCAGAAGCACUGGCUGCUGGAGCGCCUCCCGGAGGCUGCCAUCAUCGAUGAUGAUAUUGAAUCUCUAAUAAUUGACGAGAUUGCAGCUUCUAACCCAAAGAAACAACCAGCACCUUUGGACACAACCCCGCUCUUUUCCGUGGGAGAGGUGGCCGACUUGAGAGAAGGCGGGUCAAGCAAGGGCCAGCCUGUGCUCGCCGUCGCUUGUGGUGUCUCUGGAAAUGUCUUACGGCUGAUAAGCCUUGCUCGUGAGGAGUGGGUUUGGAUCGAGGCCGACAUUCGGGUUCGUGUCCAUGCUGCAAACCCCAAGCUCGAAGGCGAGUGGUGCCAGGAUGGAGUGCCCAUCACCUUAGUCAAGUUUGCCCUUGACCCGCGGAAGCAUGACCCGAUCCGAUGGCUCCUCGUCUCCAAUGGUACGUCGACCACAAUCUACGAGCCCGAGCUGCGGGUAAUUCCCAUGCCAGCAUCCAGGGUCUCCACAAACGCCUCCGGACGAUCAGCUAUCAAUCAGAUCGUCGGCAACCCGCUCUUAGCCAUUCCCUGUGAGCGCACUGGAGUGAGUCUGCAAGCCGACGUCUGCUUCAUCCGGCAUCUCGAGGCAGACACUCCGCAAUUAGCCAUCAUUGACCAGGCUGGGUAUUGGAGUCUUUGGGAAAUUACCGGACGUCGAAACGCGCGACCGAAGAACUUGACACCGGUUUUGAAAAUAUGCGGCAACACUGUCUCAGGUCAUAUUCCUAGGCUGCCUUCCCGCCUACCAUCCGAAUCACAGCCACAUGGGGUUUUGUGGCUGUCCCUGGGACAAAAGAGCUUCGAGCCAUCCAGGCGUCCGCCGAGCCAUACGAGAAGCCCAUCGCAACAAUCUCGUGUAUCCGUUGAUUGCGAGCGGCAGGCCCCACGACGACUACUGCUCUUCUCCAGUCCUCGGAGCCUGCAUCUGUUCGAUCUCUCAGGGAUGAAGCUGCAUUCUGUCUCCCAUCUUGCCUUGCAAAAAGAUACCCACCAGAUUCUCGGUGUAGCCCCCUCCCGGCUGGAUCCCGCCCAAGCCUUCAUCCUGACCAGCACAAACCUGCUGUGGGUAGUCGUCAGGGUGCCUGAAAACAAUGCGCCAACCCUCGACGUCCUCUCCUCCUGUCCUCACCAAAAGGACGUCAACGACCGGACCCUUAGGCUAGACGUCUCGCCAGGAGCAUACAUCAACGACCAAAUGGCAUGCUUCGUCUGCGUCCGAUCCGUCAAGGAAACCACCAUGACGGUCUUCUGGUUCAUCAACCCGCAGCCGGGCGCGCCAAUCCGGUACCACCGCGAUCUUAUCUCCCUUAACCACCCGUCCAGAUUCAUCGGCUUGAGCAUCCUCCCCGCCGGCCGUCGAAUGGGCAAUGAGCCGACGUCGGAGGCCGGUCGCGCAAUGAGAAAGGCGCAGCUGAGGUUCUUCCAGCUGCUGACGCUCGGUCAAGACCUCGACGUUCACAGCGCGUUGUGCGCCUGGUCUGACGAGGCCGGGGUGGCUGUGCCGCCUCCCGAUAUGAGAGAGGUCAUCGGGGAGAACAGCAACCGCCGGCUCAAGUUGCUGCAGAGCCUGACCGAUGCGUUCGCGGUGCCGGAUGAGUUUGACGAGCGCGCUGUUUUUGGGAAGAAAGGGCUUGACGCUUCGCCGUUAGAGAGGUUGAAGGGGGGGAUUCAGCAGCGGGUCGAUUUUGGCAUCGUUGCGCAGCGCUUGACAGCGGAAGAUUUGGAAGGUGAAGAUGGUGCGGUGUCGCUCUCGGGCGGAGUCGACUUCGGUUUCAUUGCUGAGGCGGUUGAGCGGGAGAAGAGGGAGGAUUAUAUGCCGCGGCGUUCUCUGCUAGAGUUGGCAGUUCCUGAACUGGGAGGCAAAGAGCUUCUCCAGGUGGCUCGCGAAUGGGAUUUUCAGCAAGAAGCGCUACAUCGGCGUGCUGGCGAGUGGCACUUUGUGCCGGAGGCCCGUCGCCCCUUGAUCGACUUCGGCCCUGACGACCUGGUUGACAGACUGCGCGAAAUCUUUAUCGAGCCUGAGCAUAGCCACGAUGCUCCUUCACACGAGAACAGGGAACAAGUGCUGCAGAACAUGGCGGCCGAGAUGUAUCUCAGUAAUAUCGGAGUGUCGUCCGUGCCUCGAACAUGGAUUUCAUCGGAAAGCCAGCUCUCGAGUUCGCUCCCGUUCCCCAGCUCGCCGAGUCUCAUUCCAUCACAGCCCUCGCUACCAAGCUUCCGCAACGUGAAAGGAGAAGCCAAGCAGGGAGAGGCAGAAGAGCAAGGCGACGCAGUCGCGCUUCGCCUGCGCAAGUACGCCACACUCAACGUUUCCCCAACAAUCCACGGGGAGCCGACGCUAGCCCUCUCCCGCUGGGAUCUGGGCGCAGACCCAGACGACAUCACGUGGAAACCGGGGCAAGACGUCGAAGUAGAAGACGCCAUCAACAGGCGCCGGCGCAAGAUCGAAGCCCGCCGGAGAAAAGCCGAGCGAUUGUCGCAGCGCAUCUUUGGCGAGAGCUCGUUCCUGACGGACCAAUUGUCCCAGUCACUGGGCGGGCCGUCUACCCAGCCACUGCCGAUGAUCCUCUCGACGGACGAGAGCAGCCAGCGCCAAAGGCUGAACCAAACUCAGAGUCAGAGCCAGAGCCAGCAGGCGGGUCUGCCCCCAUGGGAUCUGUCGCAGCAGCGUCAUGCGAUGGGAGGGCUUGGAACGCCGAGGGUGCGCCCGGGUUCGCCUUUGAGAAGGGAGCAUCGGAGAGAUUCGGGGACGGGGAUGAUGCCGGCUUCGCAGCAGCAGCAGCUGCUGCUGUCGCAGGGCACGCCAUCGCAACCCAAGUCGCAGGUGCUACCUGGUUUGUUUGGCGGGCGGCCUUCGUUUUCGCCGUUUAAAAGGAGUCCGUUGAAGAAGGGGAAGCGGAGGAGUGAGGUGCGGUUGAGCGGGUUUCGGUAGGGGGUGGUUGACUGCGUGGGUUUAUGGGGGUACCUGUUGGAGGAUGGAGUUGUUAUUAGUCCUUUGGAGAUAAGAGGCCCGUGCUUGGUGUACACUCUUCUCAGUUAGAAGUAGGGAUAUUCCGGGAGCAGAUUGAUUCCAGAUUGAUGCGUUGGGGUUGCGCAUGGGUACGCGGCAGCUUCUUCUCCAUAAAUUGUUAGUGCACGUUUGCCACAGCAAACUGAUCUCACAAGUCACAAACUCAC